AACUGAGCCGGGUGACUGCCAGGUUAGCCUGCAGACCUACAGCUAUGCAGCAGCCACAAAACACAGAAACACCCCAGGCUGGACCUGUGACUUGGAGACAGGGACGCUUGGGAACAGCCCCUCUGCAGAGGGCUGAACAACAUUCCAUCAUGUCUCCUACAGGAGGGACACAUCUGAAGCUCCAUGAGGAACACGACUCUCAUCCAGGGCUCAGGGCUGCUCCUGUUGUUGGUCUUCUGGAACUCGGUCACAUGGCAUCUUCAAAGAUUUUGGGAUGCUUCCGGCUACUUUUGCCAGACCCAGUGGGAGAAACUGCUGUCUACGUUUGAAGGCUAUGAGUGGAUCCUGUACUAUAUAGGUGUUAUCCUUGUGCCGGGGCUGUGCUUCUGGGGCUUAAGUGGCCUUCUACUGCUGGUGGACACAACAGAAAAACCCACCUUCAUCUCCCGCUAUCGCAUCCAACGUGGCAAGAAUGAGCCGGUAGACCCUGUGAAGCUGCGUCAGGCUGUCCUCACAGUUCUCUUCAACCAGAACUUCAUCUCGAUCCCCAUGCUGGUCAUCUAUUAUCCCUUCUUGAAGUGGAGGAGAGACCCGUGCUCCCGAGAGCUGCCUACCUUCCACUGGUUCCUGGUGGAGAUGGCCUUUUUCACCCUUUUGCAGGAAAUCUUGUUCUACUACGCACAUCGGCUCUUUCACCACCCAAUGUUGUACAAGAAAAGUCACAAGAAACAUCAUGAAUGGACGGCACCCAUUGGUGUGGUCUCAAUCUAUGCCGACCCUCCAGAACACGUGGUUGCCAACAUGUUGCCAGUUUUGGUGGGUCCUCUAGCAAUGGGCUCUCACUUGUCCUCCAUCACUGUGUGGUUAUCCAUGGUUCUCAUCGUCAGCAUAAUUAACCACACUGGCUACCACCUGCCCUUCCUGCCUUCGCCUGAGUUCCAUGACUACCACCAUCUCAAGUCUAACCAGUGCUAUGGGGUACUGGGGUUGAUGGACCACCUUCAUGGAACUGAUACCUUGUUUAAGCAGACCAAGGCUUAUGAGAGGCAUGUCAUCCUGCUGGGCUUCACCCCGCUCUCAGAAAGCAUUCCUGAUUCUCCUAAGAAGACAAGGAGUGCACUUUGACCAUCUGGCCUCUUCCCUCAUCAGCAGACAGCCUGGGGGCCAUGCCCACCCUUACCAAUUUGCCUCCCAGGGUUAGAGAGAUGGCUCAGUGGUUAAGAGCACUGACUGCUCUUCCAAAGAUCCUGAGUU
Molecule: messenger RNA, 1254 nt
Organism: Mus musculus (house mouse)
Lineage: Eukaryota; Metazoa; Chordata; Mammalia; Rodentia; Muridae
Gene: Faxdc2
Product: fatty acid hydroxylase domain containing 2
Exons: 9
Coding region: 184-1125 (313 amino acids)
Biological process (GO): lipid biosynthetic process
Cellular component (GO): membrane
Molecular function (GO): oxidoreductase activity, acting on paired donors, with incorporation or reduction of molecular oxygen; iron ion binding
Source: RefSeq, marked validated